UACUACAGCAGUGGAAACUUCUCUAAUAUCGAGAUCACUAGAUGUAGAAAAUACUAACAGAGCCGCAUUUUCCUAAAGCUUGCUAAUUAGGUGUGUGGUGGUGAGAACUUGUGUUGCAAAUUUCAUUUUCACCGAACAUUCUUUAUUUACAUUUCAUUCGUUUAUCCGUCGAACUCGGGACUACUGUGUCGUUGUGCGAGUUUUCGUCAGAGAAAGUGAAGGCCGGUCUCUUAGUUUUGGCUGUGCGCUAGGCAGUUGCCGAUUCACUCGUGUUUUCUGCAGUUCACUAGUCUCUUCAUUCGAACGAUUUCCUGUAAAUUCUCAUCAUGACUACCUUGGUGAAAUCAGUGUCGGAUGUCUACGAUGAGUACAUGGCAAAUGGAGAUCCUCGAGUAACCAAAUGGCCUCUCAUGGAAGGACCAGGACCAACUUUCUUGUUAGUCAUAUUAUAUGUGCUAUUUGUUAAGAAAAUUGGUCCCGCCUGGAUGAUGGACAAGAAGCCAUAUGACCUCAGAUAUCCGAUGUUUUUAUAUAACCUGGUGCUGGUAUUCACAAAUUUCUAUUUAUUAUUGGAGUCAUUCCGGAUUCUUUUCAAGCCAACAAGCAAAUGGUUCUGCAGAAUAGAUAAUCACAAUGAUCCUGAUGCUUUAAGGCUCGCUGAACUUGGAUGGUGGUUUUUCUUCAUGAAAUUUAUUGAAUUCGCCGAUACGAUAUUUUUCGUGUUGAGGAAAAAGAGCAAACACAUUUCUACUCUUCAUGUUGUUCAUCACGCUGUUGUUCCCAUUGCAGUCUGGGGAGGCUUCAGAGUUGAACCAGGAAAUUACAACUAUUUCUUCCCCUUGAUCAAUACUAUUGUUCACACUGUUAUGUACUCGUAUUAUGGACUGGCUGCUCUUGGACCAAGUGUUCAGAAAUACUUGUGGUGGAAAAAGUACCUUACAACAUUCCAAAUGAUCCAAUUCGUCAUGGUAUUUUUCUAUGUGAUGACACUGAUGAUUGGCAACUGCAAAGUAUCCAAGUUCAUUAUUUAUUUGAACAUGUUCUUGGCCGGCCUGUUCCUGCUCAUGUUCUACGACUACUUCCAAAAUACAUACCUCAAGAAGAGAGCCAUUCGAAAACAGAAGGACUUGGAUGAGAAAAAUGAGCGACUCAGGGCUGAAAAGGAAGCAUCCGAGAAGAAUGGUAACUUGCAUUCAGGAAAUAAUGGCAUCAUACAAAAUGGUGUCCAAAACGGAGUCGCUAAGACUAUUGUUAAGAAAGAUCAAUAGUUGGACACAGACUGUUAAAUAUUUUCGAAAGCAACAAUUCCUGAGAAAGCAACAAUUGACUGUUUUGUAUUAAUCUAUACCUUUCAGUGACUGUUAUGAAUAUCUUGUUGUAGUUCAGGGGUCACAAUCAUUUGCAUCGUCUGCUGUACGGCUGUUGAUUGUGUUUUAAGAUUUCGUACGUUAAAGACAUUACGAACUGUUUGAUUAUAAAAGGUGAUUACUUUGGGUUUUGUAAAUGUUGAAUUUGUACAUAUAUUUAAGUUUGUAUGUUUGCUAAACUUAAUUUUCUGUUUUACAUAUACCCAAACUUGUUAACUAUUCUAUUAUGUAAAAGAAGUUUAUGCAAAAUAGAAAAGGUUUAGAAAGCAAAUCUGUAUGGAAGUUUUGUUUCUAACUUUCGAAAGAAGUAAUAGAAUUUUGAAAUGAUUCUACUUUUUGUUUAUUUGUAAAUAAAGGUAUUAUUCUUUUGUUAAAAAAAUGGUAAUAUGGUUGAUGCGUUACGAGAUGUUCCAUGUUCAUACAUAAUUUAAGUUUUAUUGGUACUUUGUUUAUUAAAUGUAUGCCAAAAUUUAAUUAUUAAUUUUUAUUUUAUGUUAACACGUUUUUUUUCGGAUAAAACAUUUUGAAAUGGAAUUUCUAAAUUUGAAAGAUUAACUGUUUUAUAAUACCUAUAUUUUUAGAAUUUACAUUUAUAUUACGUUAUUUCCUCUUUUUUUUUUUGUAAAAAUUUUAAAACUUUGAUAAGAGAAAAAAAGGGAUUUUAAAUACCAGUAUUUGUUAAUAUUAGUCUAGGAGAAAAAUUUUAUCUAUAUAACGGACUAUAAAAUAAUCAUCAAUUACCAUUUAAUUUAUACGUUUAUUGCAUUCAACACAUUUCAAUGUUCCUAUUUGAAAAAUCCUUCUGGAUAUUAAUAUAAUUUGUUAUGGAUAUAUUUUACAAAUUGUUCUGUUUUUUGAAAAUUCCUUGUAUUAAUAUGAGUGAAUUCUGUUUUAUAAUCUAAGUUUAUUUAACAAAGUUAAUUUACUUUAAAGUUUUGUUAAAAAUCGUUAACUUUUUUUUUCUAUAACUUUUUUUCUUCUUGCAAACUGAUCAGUUAAAUUUCUCUUUCUUUAGAAAAUAAAACAUUUUAAAGUCUCAAUUCUAAAUUUUUAUUUGCAAAAAUUCUUUACAUUCAAGCAUAUAUAGCCUUUUAAUAAAUAUGCAAAUAAAUUCGUAUCGUUCAAAAUACGAGUUAUAUUUCGUGAUUGCUGAUCAAAAAAAUUAGACAUGAAAUUGAGCAAAUUUCUAUUUGGCUCAUUUUUCUUGCAUGAAGUAAUUUUAAAGUUUUUAAUAUGUCUAAUUAAAAUUUUAGGUGGUUUUAUGUUGUAGAUGAGUUGAAUCAUGUGGCAAUUUUUAAAUAUCUGUAUUAUAAAAUAAAAAACAUAUAAUUUUAUUUUUCCAAUUCAAUCAUUAUAUAUUUUUAAAUUGAUUCUUUUUUAAAACUAUUUAUUCAUAUGUGAAAAGCGACAGACUUGUUCAUGGAAAACACCAAUUAUGCAUUUUCAGUCUGUCAAUCUGUAUUAUAUUCUGUUGUGUAUUUCUUGUAUUUCUGUUAAUAAAGAAUUUUUCUCGUA
Molecule: messenger RNA, 2882 nt
Organism: Argiope bruennichi
Lineage: Eukaryota; Metazoa; Arthropoda; Arachnida; Araneae; Araneidae
Product: elongation of very long chain fatty acids protein AAEL008004-like
Exons: 8
Coding region: 327-1268 (313 amino acids)
Biological process (GO): fatty acid elongation, saturated fatty acid; fatty acid elongation, monounsaturated fatty acid; fatty acid elongation, polyunsaturated fatty acid
Cellular component (GO): endoplasmic reticulum membrane
Molecular function (GO): fatty acid elongase activity
Source: RefSeq, a predicted model, not a curated record